GUGGGAGGAGUAAGCAAGUUUCACUUCCUUGCUGGUGGAGGAGACUCACAGCUGGCUUCUCUCAAAGAGGAGGAGAGUGUGAGGAGCAGCAGUGCUCCUUUCUCAGCCUCUUCCCUCAUAGCACCUGCCAGAGGCUGGACGUGAGGAGCGUGAAUGGGCAGAGCAGAGCGUCUAGAAGGAAAGAUGAGCACCCAGGAUCCUUCCAAUCUGUGGAGCACACCCGAUGGAGAGGCUGAGCUGCUGCAGGACUUGGGGUGGUAUCACGGCAAUCUCACCCGCCACGCAGCCGAGGCUCUCCUCCUCUCAAAUGGAUGUGACGGCAGCUACCUCCUGAGGGACAGCAAUGAGAGGACCGGGCUGUACUCUCUCUCCGUGAGAGCCAAAGACUCUGUCAAACACUUUCAUGUUGAAUAUACCGGAUUUUCAUUUAAAUUUGGCUUUAAUGAAUUCUCAUCUUUGAAGGAUUUUGUCAAGCAUUUUGCAAAUCAGCCUUUGAUUGGAAGUGAGACAGGCACUCUGAUGGUUCUGAAACAUCCCUACCCAAGGAAAGUGGAAGAACCUGCCAUUUAUGAAUCAGUCCGGGUUCACACAGCAAUGCAGACAGGAAGAACGGAAAAUGACCUGGUGCCCACUGCGCCUUCGCUGGGCACCAAGGAAGGUUACCUCACCAAGCAGGGAGGCCUGGUCAAGACCUGGAAAACAAGGUGGUUCACUUUGCACAGGAAUGAACUGAAAUACUUCAAGGACCAAAUGUCACCAGAACCAAUUCGGAUCCUAGACUUAACAGAAUGUUCAGCUGUACAGUUUGAUUACUCACAGGAAAGAGUAAACUGUUUUUGCUUAGUAUUUCCAUUCAGGACAUUUUACCUCUGUGCAAAGACAGGAGUAGAAGCUGAUGAGUGGAUCAAGAUAUUACGCUGGAAACUGUCACAAAUAAGAAAACAGCUCGACCAAAGGGAAGGCACAAUCCGAUCUCAGUCAUUCAUCUUUAAGUAGACCUUUCCCUGGGGAUGCCCUGGCCGGACAGCAGGGUGGCAUGCUCGCCACUGCUGUGAUCCAUAGCAGGCCUCCGCUGAAAGCUGACUACGGAUUUUUCUUUAAAAACAAAUCAAAAGCAGAUGCUGACCAGGAUCUUUCUGAAAACACCACAUUUGCUGACUCAGGGGAAGCUGCUGCCCUUCAAGAUGUUGUCAUCUCCUUCAGAAUACCGAGUUGCCGUUGUUCUGAUGAAAACUGGCGCAGCUAGCUGCCACACCCAGUGUGCUUACUCGUAGAAUGCACAACAGAAGAGACAGGGCUUGUGUUUUCCCUUAUCGUGGUCCAAGCUUGUGGACUUUGUUUGCCCGAGUCCCACUCUGUCGUGGUCAGCUUAUCUGACAUCCAGGUUGUGCUAUUACUCAGGAAGGAAACAGCUGUCUGCUUUGAGUCUCAGCUGCCUCUUUAGAAAGUAUAUUGAGAUGGUAAACAUCAAAGAUUGGGUUGGGCAGGGGGAAAUAAGGUUAUUCUGCUCCCCCCCCCCUUUAUACAUAAAACAAAACAAUUUCCAAAACUGUAAUAGAUAAUGUUUGCAGUAUUUAUUGUCUCUUUGUAAAAGGCUCAGAAUCUGGUGAGCUCUUUCUUCCCUUCUAAUGAUAAACCUGUGAGAACUUUGUCUUAUGGAUGAUUAGACAGAACCAUAAAGGAAGGUAUAAUCUAAAAAAUAUCCUUUAACCAUUUUGGAGAAAAUGUUUUCAAGAGUGAGAAAACAAAAAAGAGGAAGGUUAAUAACGUAGCAGAUGACAUAGUUUAAUGAUAAUAGUUUUCUAGUUAUUAUUCUAGCAACAAUAGAGCACAUGUGAGCACUAAGGUAUCUUCAUCCAACAUUUCUCCUAACAGACUGCAAGGGCUUUCUCAAGAAAAGUGUGCUACAACAGUCCCUUCCCCAGAGUAGACUGUAGGUGUUGGCCCAAGAGAAGUAAGAAUCACCCGGCACUGAGAUGCCUGAGCAUCCUGCGCCUUAUUCAAGGGCAACUUCUGUUGUCAGUUGAGGGAGGAAUACUAAGUCCACAUGCAAUGCAUAAUAGCGUGUUUGUUACAUAGCAUUUUCAGACUAGCAUAAGAAGAUUGAAAUAGGGGAAUACAAUACUGUCAUCCAAAGCUCAUAGAUUUUUUUAUCUUUCUUAAUACUCCUCCCCCCCCCCCCCGCUUUUUUUUUAGCUAGAAGUUUGAAGGGAGGGGAAGUAGAGGAAGAACCCCCAAACACAAAGAUUAUGGUGCAAAGCUAUAAAAUGCUCUUUCAGUUCAAAGGAACAACGUGGUAAAUUAGCUUUUCUGUUAAUUUAAGUUUCUAGGACUCAGGAAGUUUUGUAUAUUUAAAAAAGAUGUUUAGUAUAUUUUGUAAUGUUUAUAUCAUAUUGGAUAAAGCAAAUGUCAAGUUACAAGGUAUUAUGUUACAUUUGCAAAGUAAGGAGUUACAAAUGAAUCCUUACUGAGAUGUGUGAUUUUAUGUUUUGUUUUCUCAGAACCAAGGGUGUUUCUUUGUGUAGGCGAUGUCAUUUUUUACCUAUUGUAAAAUAUCUCAUGUUUAUUUAUAUUCUUUGGUUAUGUUUAUUAAAAAGAACAUGCUUCCCUGUGUUUGU
This is a messenger RNA of Pipistrellus kuhlii (Kuhl's pipistrelle), 2618 nucleotides long. RefSeq names its product dual adaptor of phosphotyrosine and 3-phosphoinositides 1 (gene DAPP1). The coding region runs from base 154 to 996 and encodes 280 amino acids. The transcript is spliced from 9 exons. NCBI's taxonomy places the organism in Eukaryota, Metazoa, Chordata, Mammalia, Chiroptera, Vespertilionidae. The record is from RefSeq and is a predicted model, not a curated record.